UGAGCUUAGGGUGUCUUCACACAGCAAAUCAAAGGCACACCUCCUGGUCUCAGGAGACUCCUGGGUUACUAGCCCCCAGCCCCGGGCUCUUCGCAAACCUUGUUCCCAUACUUCUCCAUGUGUUUGCGUUAGACCUUUACUCUAAAAUUGAAAGGUUCCCUCCUUUCUUUCCUGCCCUCCUGCACUCACCCAAUAAAUAUUUGUCUUUGCUUUCCUAAACGUUAACUAUUCUCAACCUCUAUAUGUACUUGGAAAGGCAAAAGGAAAAUCCCGACAGUCGCGCAAGCCCCGGCCCCUGACGACACUUCCGGUCCCGCCCCCGUCCUUCCGCAGACGCUGGAGGUCAUAGGUGACAGGCAAGAUGUCGGCUGACGGUCGCUUUGAGUGGUGUUUGAGAGGAGCAUCUUCGUGACAGGAGCUCGGCUAAGGCAGUUGGAGGGAGCCGAGUCGGGAGAGCGUGUUUGAGGCGGCGGAUCGCGCGGGGCCGGGCGUGGGCGCCGAAGGAGUCCCGGCAGUGGGACGUGACUUGGAGAGUGAGGGGGAGCGGGGAGUGUGAGGUGCCGGAGCCCGGUAACGCCCGCAGCCCUCCGGGAAGCCGGGAAACCAGGCUCCGCGGGAUCGCUUCAUGACGCCCACUGGUUUAGAGCCCGCCAGAAUGAACAGGAAGAAAGGAGACAAGGGCUUUGAAAGCCCAAGGCCAUAUAAAUUAACCCAUCAGGUCGUCUGCAUCAACAACAUAAACUUCCAGAGGAAAUCUGUUGUGGGAUUUGUGGAACUGACUGUAUUUCCCACAGUUGCAAACUUGAAUAGAAUCAAGUUGAGCAGCAAACAGUGUAGAAUAUACCGAGUAAGGAUCAAUGAUUUAGAAGCUGCUUUUAUUUAUAAUGAUCCAACCUUGGAAGUUUGUCACAAUGAAUCAAAACAGAGAAACCUCAAUUAUUUUUCCAAUGCUUACGCGGCUGCCGUUAGUGCUGUGGAUCCUGAUGCAGGAAAUGGAGAACUAUGUAUUAAGGUGCCGUCCGAGUUAUGGAAACACGUUGAUGAGUUAAAGGUCCUAAAGAUACACAUCAAUUUUUCUUUGGAUCAGCCAAAAGGAGGUCUUCAUUUUGUGGUACCCAGUGUAGAGGGAAGUAUGGCAGAGAGAGGUGCUCAUGUUUUCUCUUGUGGGUAUCAAAAUUCCACAAGAUUUUGGUUCCCAUGUGUUGAUUCAUACUCUGAAUUAUGUACAUGGAAAUUAGAAUUUACGGUGGAUGCUGCAAUGGUGGCUGUUUCCAAUGGAGACUUGGUGGAGACAGUGUAUACCCAUGAUAUGAGAAAGAAGACCUUCCAUUACAUGCUAACCAUCCCAACAGCUGCAUCAAAUAUCUCCUUGGCCAUUGGACCUUUUGAAAUACUUGUCGAUCCAUAUAUGCAUGAGGUUACUCAUUUUUGUUUACCCCAACUUCUUCCAUUGCUUAAGCAUACCACAUCAUAUCUUCAUGAAGUUUUUGAAUUUUAUGAAGAAAUUCUUACAUGUCGAUAUCCAUACUCUUGUUUUAAGACUGUAUUCAUUGAUGAGGCUUAUGUUGAAGUGGCUGCUUAUGCUUCCAUGAGCAUUUUUAGCACAAAUCUGCUACACAGUGCCAUGAUUAUAGAUGAGACACCUUUGACUAGAAGGUGUUUAGCCCAGUCCUUGGCCCAGCAGUUUUUUGGAUGUUUCAUAUCCAGAAUGUCUUGGUCUGAUGAAUGGGUACUGAAGGGAAUUUCGGGAUAUAUUUAUGGACUUUGGAUGAAGAAAACUUUCGGUGUUAAUGAAUACCGCCAUUGGAUUAAAGAGGAGCUGGACAAAAUAGUGGCAUAUGAACUGAAAACUGGUGGAGUUUUACUACAUCCCAUAUUUGGUGGAGGAAAAGAGAAGGACAAUCCGGCAUCCCAUUUACAUUUUUCAAUAAAGCAUCCACACACACUCUCCUGGGAAUACUACACUAUGUUUCAGUGUAAAGCUCACCUGGUGAUGAGAUUGAUUGAAAAUAGGAUCAGUAUGGAAUUUAUGCUACAAGUUUUCAAUAAACUGCUAAGCUUGGCUAGUACUGCUUCAUCUCAGAAGUUCCAGUCACAUAUGUGGAGUCAGAUGUUGGUUUCUACAUCGGGGUUUUUGAAAUCCAUCUCGAAUGUCUCUGGCAAAGACAUUCAGCCUUUAAUAAAGCAGUGGGUAGACCAGAGUGGAGUGGUAAAAUUUUAUGGAAGUUUUGCAUUUAAUAGAAAACGAAAUGUUUUGGAAUUGGAAAUAAAACAAGAUUAUACAUCUCCUGGAACCCAGAAAUAUGUGGGACCACUUAAAGUGACAGUGCAGGAGUUAGAUGGAUCCUUCAAUCAUACAUUACAAAUUGAAGAAAACAGCCUUAAACAUGAUAUACCUUGCCAUUCCAAAAGCAGAAGGAAUAAGAAGAAAAAAAUUCCACUGAUGAAUGGAGAAGAGGUUGACAUGGAUCUUUCUGCAAUGGAUGCUGAUUCCCCUUUGCUGUGGAUAAGAAUAGAUCCUGAUAUGUCAGUACUGAGGAAGGUAGAAUUUGAGCAAGCUGAUUUUAUGUGGCAGUACCAGCUCCGCUAUGAGAGGGAUGUCGUUGCACAGCAGGAGUCCAUCUUGGCCUUGGAGAAGUUCCCCACUCCAGCAUCACGGCUGGCACUUACUGACAUCUUAGAACAAGAACAGUGUUUCUACCGAGUAAGAAUGUCAGCUUGCUUCUGCCUUGCAAAGAUUGCAAAUUCAAUGGUGAGCACGUGGACAGGACCACCAGCCAUGAAGUCACUCUUUACUAGAAUGUUUUGUUGUAAAACUUGUCCAAACAUUGUGAAAACAAACAACUUUAUGAGCUUUCAAAGUUAUUUUCUACAGAAGACUAUGCCAGUUGCGAUGGCUUUAUUGAGAGAUGUUCACAACCUUUGUCCCAAAGAAGUCUUAACAUUUAUUUUAGACUUAAUCAAGUACAAUGACAAUAGAAAAAAUAAGUUUUCAGAUAACUAUUAUCGUGCAGAAAUGAUUGAUGCCCUUGCUAACUCUGUUACGCCUGCAGUCAGUGUGAAUAAUGAAGUUCGAACUUUGGAUAACUUAAAUCCGGAUGUGCGACUCAUUCUUGAAGAAAUCACCAGGUUUUUGAAUAUGGAAAAACUUCUUCCGAGUUAUAGACAUACUAUUACUGUCAGUUGUUUGAGAGCCAUACGCGUGCUUCAGAAGAAUGGACAUGUGCCAAGCGAUCCAGCCCUUUUUAAAUCUUAUGCAGAAUAUGGCCACUUUGUGGACAUUAGGAUAGCAGCUUUGGAAGCAGUUGUUGAUUAUACUAAAGUGGACAGGAGUUAUGAAGAACUGCAGUGGCUGCUUAAUAUGAUUCAGAAUGACCCUGUGCCCUAUGUAAGACAUAAAAUUCUAAACAUGUUGACUAAGAACCCACCAUUUACGAAGAACAUGGAGUCCCCCUUGUGUAAUGAAGCCCUGGUAGAUCAACUUUGGAAACUUAUGAAUUCUGGGACUUCGCAUGACUGGAGGUUACGGUGUGGUGCUGUGGACUUGUACUUCACACUUUUUGGCCUCAGUAGACCUUCCUGCUUACCCUUGCCAGAGCUUGGGUUGGUUCUUAAUCUAAAAGAGAAAAAAGCUGUCUUGAAUCCAACCAUAAUUCCAGAGGCCAUCGCAGGCAACCAAGAAACUGCUAUUAAUCCAAGUAGUCAUGCACAGCUAGUUGGAUUUCAGAACCCUGAAGAUGAUCACCUUGCCAAGGAAGCAUCAUGUAAUAUAUCAGCUCAUCAGCAGGGAGUGAAGAGGAAGGCUGAUACACCACUGGGGUCCCCACUAGAACCUGGUCAAAUACUGGAGAAGAAUGAGGAUAGCAGUAAAGUCAAACUGAAAAUCAGAUUUUCAAGUUCUCAAGACGAGGAGGAGAUUGAUAUGGAUACCGUUCAUGAUAGCCAGGCGUUUAUUUCCCAUCACCUGAACAUGCUUGAAAGGCCAUCAACUCCAGGGCUGUCUAAAUACCGACCAGCUAGCUCCCGGUCUGCUUUAAUACCCCAGCACUCACCAGGCUGUGAUGGCACACCCGCCACAAAACCCCCGUGGAGUAUGGAACUUGCACGGAAGGGAACAGGAAUUCAUUUGGGUGUUUUUAAUCUUGAAGGUAAAGAACAGUCACCUUUGGAGAUGAGCAUUCUGCAUCCAGUUGCAACAACUCCACUCUCAGUGUUUUCUAAGGAAUCUACGUCCUCCAAACACAGUGACCACCAUCACCACCACCACCACGAGCACAAGAAAAAGAAGAAGAAGCACAAGCAUAAGCAUAAGCACAAGCAUAAGCACGACAGUAAGGAAAAGGACAAGGAGGCUUUCACUUUCUCCAGCCCCGCCAGCGGCAGGUCUAUCCGUUCUCCUUCUCUUUCAGACUGAGAAGGGGACAAAGGACACCUUUGGACUCCUUUCCCUCGGUGUCCAGGACAAUGUACUCAACUAAAACUUUGUCCUCUACAAAGAAGGAUAACAGGAAAAAAAAACGGGGCCUCUUCUAAAAAUUCAGAAUCCAUUUAAGUGCUAAACAUUUGAUUUACAUUAUUUAUACAAUUGAGAUGUAAUUAGGAAAAUGUGUUUUAUAGUUUGGACUACACCAUUUCCUGCUUAACACCCCCACACGCCCACCCACCCACCCCAAACCUCUUCAUGCGAGCCCUCGUCUCCACUGGUAGUCCUCAUUCCCACCCCUCGCGGUCUCCAUGUGCACUGCCAAAGCCAAUUAUGUUUUCAAGCCUUUGAUGAAUGUUAUCAGGCAAAAGUUAUGUUUUAAACAGAAGCGACUGCCAAAUCUGCGGUGAAACCACUAAUGACAUAUUACAUACCACCAUUUGGAACUACUGAAAAAGGCUUUUCCUAUAGAAUCUUCUCUCUAUUGCGUGUGUGUGUGUGUGUGUGUGUGUGUUAAACAGAGAAACUAAAUACCAAUUUAUAAACAAGAAUACCUGAUAUUUUCCUUUGCCUGAAAAUACUGAAAUUUUUAGAAGCAGCAUUUGAAAAACAAUUGAAUAAGUCUUUUGAUAAUGCAUUCAGCGAUUAUGAUGUUGGAAUUUAACAGAACUAUCAAAUCUGUAGUUCUCAAAUCACGAUGUUUAAAUUGGCUUUUUUUCAUUAAGUG
This is a messenger RNA of Rhinolophus ferrumequinum (greater horseshoe bat), 5150 nucleotides long. It is a transcript of the gene TAF2, whose product is annotated as TATA-box binding protein associated factor 2. The coding region runs from base 626 to 4414 and encodes 1262 amino acids. Gene Ontology annotation, cellular component: transcription factor TFIID complex. Gene Ontology annotation, biological process: transcription initiation at RNA polymerase II promoter. Lineage: Eukaryota; Metazoa; Chordata; Mammalia; Chiroptera; Rhinolophidae. The record is from RefSeq and is a predicted model, not a curated record. Gene Ontology annotation, molecular function: transcription cis-regulatory region binding; RNA polymerase II general transcription initiation factor activity; chromatin binding. The transcript is spliced from 27 exons.